Sebastes umbrosus (honeycomb rockfish) is the source of this 1397-nucleotide messenger RNA. RefSeq names its product pepsin A-like. The coding region runs from base 102 to 1238 and encodes 378 amino acids. Gene Ontology annotation, biological process: proteolysis. NCBI's taxonomy places the organism in Eukaryota, Metazoa, Chordata, Actinopteri, Perciformes, Sebastidae. The record is from RefSeq and is a predicted model, not a curated record. The transcript has 9 exons. Gene Ontology annotation, molecular function: aspartic-type endopeptidase activity.
UUCAUUAUAUUUCUCUUUGAAUGGUUCUGUAAUGUGAUAUGAACUUAAUUCUGCUCAACUGAAAUUCAUUUUCUCAUAGAGUUGAUAGCCGAGCCGAGACCAUGAAGUGGGCCUUUGUUGUGUGUGCCAUGGUGGCACUGUCCGAGUGCCUCAUCCAGGUUCCUCUGGAGAAGGGUAAGACAGCCAGGGAGACCCUGGAGGAGCUGGGUCUGUGGGAGGAGUACAGACUCAAGUACCCAUACAACCCCAUGGCCAAGUUUGACGAGAGCUUCGCCGUGGGCAACGAGCAGAUGACGAACGAUGCUGACCUGGCUUACUAUGGAAUCAUCUCCAUCGGAACUCCUCCUCAGUCCUUCAAGGUCAUCUUUGACACCGGCUCGUCUAACCUGUGGGUGCCCUCCGUCUACUGCAACAGUCCAGCCUGCAACAACCAUGACAAGUUUAACCCCAGCACCAGCAGCACCUACAGAAACCAGGGCGGCGCUCUCAGUAUCCACUACGGCACCGGCAGCAUGACUGGUUUCCUUGGAUACGACACUGUGACGGUGGGUGGGCUCGCUGUGAGGAACCAGGUCUUCGGUUUGAGCCAGUCCGAGGCUCCUUUCAUGCAGUACAUGCGCGCUGAUGGUAUCCUGGGCCUGGCAUACCCUCGCCUGUCUGCUUCCGGCGCUACGCCCGUCUUCGACAACAUGAUGACGGAGGGCCUGGUCAGCCAAGACCUCUUCUCUGUGUACCUGAGCCACAACUCUCAGCAAGGCAGUGUGGUGACCUUCGGCGGUGUUGACCCCAACCACUACUAUGGCUCCAUCUCCUGGAUUCCCCUCUCCAAUGAGCUGUACUGGCAGAUCACAGUGGACAGUGUUACUGUCAACGGUCAGGUUGUGGCUUGCAAUGGCGGUUGCCAGGCUAUCGUGGACACCGGCACUUCUCUGAUUGUCGGACCUCAGAGCAGCAUCAGCAACAUCAACCGUGUUGUUGGAGCUAGCAGCCAGAACGGAGACUAUAAGGUCAACUGUAACAACAUUGCCCAAAUGCCAGAUGUGACCUUCCACAUCCACGGAGAGGAAUUCACCAUCCCAGGCUCUGCCUACGUCCGUCAGUCUCAAUACUAUGGCUGCCGCACCGGCUUUGGCAACGGAGGAGACAGCCUGUGGAUCCUGGGUGAUGUCUUCAUCAGACAGUACUACGCCAUCUUCAGCAGAGCCCAGAAUAUGGUGGGCCUGGCCAGGGCUAGAUAGAUAAGCAGCCUGAAGUCACCUUGCCCAAGAGCCCUGAAACAAUCCUAUGUACAUCUUAGUGCUAUAGUGGGAUUUCCAACAUGCCUGAGAAUCAAAUCUUUUCCUUGUCCAAUAAUUGAUUACAUUUCCUCGAAUCCAAUAAAUACGAGUUAAAUCAAA